Molecule: messenger RNA, 3224 nt
Organism: Amoebophrya sp. A25
Lineage: Eukaryota; Dinophyceae; Syndiniales; Amoebophryaceae
Source: the annotation of a GenBank genome assembly
AUGGCAGACGUCUUGAUGGAACUUCGACAGGUACUCAGUAGUUCCUCUGAGUCAUCCUCAAGUACUUCGUCUAAGUGGAAGAAAGAAGGACAGCCUGAGCUUGGGUUUCCAUUGCUCAAAGACGGCAAAAACAAGGAUUCUAAACCUGUACCACUGGCUUUUGCGUCCUCAAACUCGAAGGCAAAGAGUGGUGGAAUGAAAAACAAAAAGUCAUCUUCGACGAAACGCAAGCUACUUUCGUCCUCUAAGAGCCAGAUGCUAGACCGUGAGAGAGCCGCCUUUCGCCAACGGCAUCGAGGUCUUCGUGCUGGCACUCAGACGAGUAAACAGCAACAAUCGCGCUCUUCCAGUGUGCUAGGUUAAGACCUCAUAUGGUACUACUGGUGCUACUGCCUCCUGGCUUCGGUGCUACUGCUACUACAAGACACUCCAACUAUUCAAAUACAAAUUCAUCUCCAGCACCUUAUUGGUUCUUGGCUAUGAUCAAUCCUCGCCACUUAUCAUAUAAUUUUCCACCAAGAAGCCAUCUUCUUCCUCCGUUUCUUCUAAUGAAUUAUCAUAUAAUUUUCCACCAAGAAGCCAUCUUCUUCCUCCGUUUCUAAUGCGGCACACUGAAGCAGCCCACUGGUGGGGCCAAGGUGCAAGUGAAAGCUAAGGUCGCGGUGCCUGCUAGUAAACUAGCCAAAGCUCUCAACGCGAAUUCGACAGCACUAGCAGGCAAUAUCACAGCAAGCGCAGCAAAGAAUGGCGUUCCAGUAGCUGUCGCAGGCGUGACACCUGUGGCUGCUGGAAAUACUACAACCAGGGUAGUACUCUUUUCAUUUGCAGCUCAUCGAUGGUUUGUCUGACCUUGUCUUCUUUUCGGUACGCGUGAGCAUGCACCCACGUGUAGUACUCUUCAUGACUUUGAGCAUGCUGUCUCCAAACACAAACGAGUCUGAAUGGAUAAUUUUUGUGCAUUGUUAUUGUAAUUGUAUCCUUUAUUCAAGAACAUUUACAAUUUUAUCUGUUGUAUCUUCUUCAUCAUCUUCCGGUUCCGCUCUUUUAACAAGUACCUUAACGUCCAUCCAAACAGCCCGCCACUCCGCCUCCGCCACCUCGUGCUCAACCUAGUGCCUUCCCUAUGGCAGCGACUGUCAGACUAGAAAACGUGCUAGACCGCCUCGUGGACAUGCUCAAAUUUCAAGCCGCGACAAUGGCAAACGUAACACAACAAAUGACCGACAAGGCAGCGAAGGGUCCACCAAUUAUAUUAUGGCUAUGUCGUCGUGCUGAUGGUGAUAGUGAUAAGGUGACGCACGAUCGCGAAUGUAAUUGAUUUUGAGAGGAUAAUGACAUCAAUGACAGACGGGAAGGGCGAUGAAGAUGAUCCGUAGCUGCCUACUGGAUGAUCUUAUUCAGGCAUAGCCAUAUGAUCAAGCACAAUAGAUACUAUCUUUAUAGCACGCAUGGUGCGCGGAGUAGCAUGGAGUGCAUGGAGCGCAGAGCUUUAAGGGGCGCAAGAAGCUCCCCCUUUGGCUCCAUGCUUCUCCAUGCGAUCCAUGCACUCCAUGCCAUGCGAGCUGUGAAACCUUAGAAAUUGCUCUGACUAGAAGAAGUAGUGGGGUACUUGUUGUCGAUGUAGAUCUUCUGUAUUGUACUUGUAUUUGAGAAUGACUCAACCCACUUUGUUCAUACUCCGAUAUGCGUCCGAAACCGCUUUUCGGUGGUGGGGAUACCUUGGGUGCGAUUUUGAAAUUCUUGGGCGAUAUAGCGAAGGGCAACUCAUCAAAAGGCGGACCGGUGAUCAAUGUUGUUAAGAAGAGGGAGACAAUAACGCUAUGUUCAUGGUAGUUUUUGAUUCAACAACGGCAAUGUUCUUCAAUGCAGUUUUUGACUCAACGCUAGGCGGAGAUGAUCAAUGUUCAUGGUAGUUUUUGAUUCAACAACGGAAGAACUGUUCUAACAUCUCUGUCGGAAAAUCUCCUGGAGCAGUGGGUGGAGCAGGUGGAGCUAGCAUGGGAGGUCCUGCGCAAGUAGCAGGAGGCAUGCCCAACGCUGGAAUGCCGAUCAACAUGCCUUCAGGUAUUUAGUACAAAUCCAGAUACUAAUUUAUCAUACCUUCAGGAUUUAGCUAAAUAUGGCUACAUGUACUAUUUUUUAGGAUUUUUAUUAGAUAUAGACGUUUUUUGGAACUAGACUCAUGAAAAAUUGGAACAUUGCGUCAUGAUCUUUGAGAAAGAGAAUGUCGACAUUGAAAAAUCUCUGAAACGGAGUUGUCAUUUGUUUCCCAAUCCAAUUCCAACCUCUUCAAGGUAUGGUAGCCCCAAUGCCUUUUUUCCAGCCUAUGAUGGUUUUUCCGGGUCAGCCUCCUGCGGACGACGAACAAAGUGCUGAUGACUCGUCAUUCUGAAGGGUCUAGGUGUGAGUGGCAAAGAAACAAUUACAAAAAUAUAAGCCUUGUUGAUGGUUAGAACUGUUCCUUCUAGAAGAUUGAAAUCACAAAUAGUGACCACAAUGCUGCGAUGAGGACUAGAUUCGGAUUACAAACUCCGAUACUAAAUUUGCGCCCGAUGACGAUCACCUCAGUAAGGUAACAGGACGAUAAGGAUACAAAAUCAUCUUAUAAAGUACUAGGACAAGGAUUCAAAUAGAAGUAAUUUCACAUUCACUGACUGCUUACCAAACAUUAUAUAUAUAGUUAUACCAAUUAAUUCUAUCUAUUAUGCUCAAGCUAUGGCUAACGCUAAGUAAUAUCAUCCACCCGCCUGUCUUCGAGGAUCGAGUUCAAGAUCAGGUAAUGCUAAUAGAUGUCGAGUUUCACGGCAGAGUCAAUGAAUUUUCAAAAUUCUGAUAAGAAAAAUACACGAAAAAAGCCCAACACAAUGUGCCACAUGAGAAGUCUUUUUUUGUCAUCGAUAAUUACCAAGUACUCCAUCGUAGAGUCCUUAUCAUGGUUCAGCACGUUUCUUGCACUAAAAAAAGUACAAAAACACGAACAUAAAUAACUUUAACUAGCAGUUACAUCAUGUUGAUACCGCGAAUAUGGAUUUUCUUUGUAGAGAAAUGCACAGAUGAAAGAGUAAUAUUUCGGAAAGUUUAGUUACUUAGUAGAUUUUGACAAGUAGCCGGAUUCUCAUUUCCCAGAAGCAAGUCCUCAAGAUGCAGAUCAAGAAGAGCAUAGAGAUGAAAAAUAUUGAAAGACAUCCUCUUGCUCUUCCACGAAGUAAACUAUUGGAAAUCGA